Messenger RNA from Carica papaya (papaya), 806 nucleotides. It is a transcript of the gene CYS2, whose product is annotated as PHYTOCYSTATIN 2. Gene Ontology annotation, molecular function: cysteine-type endopeptidase inhibitor activity. Lineage: Eukaryota; Viridiplantae; Streptophyta; Magnoliopsida; Brassicales; Caricaceae. The record is from RefSeq and is a predicted model, not a curated record.
UCCCCCCAGAACAAAACAAAUUAACCCAAAAAUCCAAACUCCAUUCUCUCAACCUCUUUGCAGUACGCGGCAGCCCACUGGCGUCCACGCACACCGUCUUAAAUUGCGUGUCCACAUCCGCACAACCUCUCCUAUAAAUUGACUCCCCGUCGAUUUCCUCUUGCAGAAAAUCACAGACGCAUCCGACAGAUUCAGCGAGAUGAGCACGACAAUGGCGGCGAUGGUGAUAUUAACACUGGUGGGUUUGAGUACGUUGUUGAGUGAGGCGGAGGGUUUUCAUUACAGAGGGAGAAAGGUGGGAGGAAGGACGGAGGUGAAGAACGUAAGCGAAAACAAAGAGGUGCAGGAUCUAGGGAGAUUCUCCGUGCAGGAGUUUAACCGGCGGAGCCAGAUUGCUGUGGACGGCGGCGACAGUACGAAGUACUCGGUCGCGUUUUCUCGGGUGGUAGCGGCGGAGAAACAAGUGGUGGCGGGGCUUAAAUACUAUCUGAAGAUCGAAACGACGACGUGGGAUGGGUCAACGAGAAUGUUUGACUCCGUUGUGGUCGUGAAGCCGUGGCUUCAUUCUAAGCUGUUGCUUCACUUUGCGCCCGCUGAUUCGUACAUCAGUAGUUAAUGAAUAAUGAUUAGCAGUAAAUAGUUGAAUGUGAGGUUUUCGUCUUUGUACCGGGAAUGUUAAUGGAGAUUUUGGGACUUCAAUUUUCUUUUUUUUUUUUUAAAUUUAAAAAUGAAUAAGAAGAGCAUGUAACGUGAGACUGUUGUAUAAUUUUGUUCUUAAUCGAAAUAAAAAUAACUUAAUUAACGCG